Tigriopus californicus is the source of this 1393-nucleotide messenger RNA. RefSeq lists its product as uncharacterized. The record is from RefSeq and is a predicted model, not a curated record. Lineage: Eukaryota; Metazoa; Arthropoda; Copepoda; Harpacticoida; Harpacticidae. Gene Ontology annotation, biological process: response to retinoic acid. Bases 89 to 1348 code for a protein of 419 amino acids. The transcript is spliced from 2 exons. Gene Ontology annotation, cellular component: nucleus; cytoplasm.
CUUACAUUUGGAUUGACGGCGCAAUCUUUAUUAUGGUAAACAACUAAUUAAGUAUCUUUGCGGAUUCCAUUCCAGACUGGUCAUCGUUAUGAGUGUCAAAGACAUCCUAGAAGUUCCUGAUGCUACCCACCGCUUAGAUGUAGAUACACAAAAAUGUAUCAUUGCCGCUCAAAUGUACCCACAAAGGAUAACUCUUCGUCCCAUUUCUAAGCUGGAUAACCCGAAAAGCUAUCCCCGUCUGCUGAUAUCCGGUUCGUCGGAUGCUGUGUUAGUCGAUCCCAUAUCUAUCUGUUGUUGCAUAGCAGGGCCUAAUUGCAACUUGAACUCGGAAAUCCUUCAAUGGUUGUACCUUACUAUCACCGAGAUCAAGCCUUUUGCAAUCAAGAGAGCCUUGAGUAAACCCGACAAGGCAUACCUUGCAAAUGUCGGACAAGGUUUGGACACAUUUCUAACCAAAAAAAAAUUCUUAGUUGGCCAGUCAUUGACGGUAGCCGAUAUUUUUGUGGUCAUGGAGCUGAGGCCAGUCUUUCAAGGGCAGUUCACGCACAAAUUUCCCCAUCUGAAGCGGUGGUUCACCACUAUCAUGAGUCAAAAUGUGGUCCAGAGGGUGCUUGAAAAACAACCCCAAACUGACGAAAAGGCUUGCUCAACGGACAAUACGACAAAGUCAAAUACCACUUCAAAGAAACCCAAGAUCUUGUGCCUGCAUGGUUAUCGUCAAGAUGGAGACGGUUUCAGAACCAAAUUGGGAGCCUUGCGCAAAAUGCUCAAAUCAAAGGCCGAGUUUGAAUUCAUGACAGCACCUUUAAAAGUGCCUUCAAUGGGCCAAGAUCAAGCAGAAUCAGAUGAUGGGCAAUAUGGUUGGUGGUUUAGUCAAGCCCGAUCGGAAGGUGCUGAAAAAGAUUGGUUUAGCUCCAAACAAUAUUGCACUUGUUCGAAAGGAUUCGAGGAAAGCCUAACGUCCAUCAAGGCCCUGGUUGAAUCCCAUGGGCCUUUCGAUGGGAUUUUGGGGUUCUCUCAAGGAGCUGCCAUGUUACUCUUGCUCUCGUUAAUGCAGGCUCGUGGGCAGCUCUCCUUCUCUUUCAAGUUUGCCAUCUUGGUAGCACCCUUCCGAUCUCGGUCAAGUCAACACGAGCAUUGGUUUUUGAACGCCCCCAAGAUUGCAAUCCCAAGCCUUCUCGUUAUCGGCGAUGGGGACAAAAUCAUUGACCGGGAGAUGAGCGAUGAGCUACUGGAUUAUUUUGAAAAUCCUGAGAUCUUGAGACACGAGGGCGGUCACUUUGUUCCCGCCACCGGACAACAAAAACCUGCCUACAUUAGUUUUGUGGAUAAAGUGUCGUUGUUGUAAUUCAGUUGGAUUUUCGUAAUAGAAAAUGUAACCGCGGGGCGUAAU